AUGAACUUGGAAGAAGACGUAAGUUUCUACCGAAUGAGCAAGAGGAUUAAUAUUUUUUGACAUGCUUUCUAUGAGGUAUGACUGCAUUUUUAAGGACCUUGCAAAAUUAUGAGAAAAAUGCAUGCUACGUAAGCAGUCAUUUUUUACAGAUAGCCGUUUUUGCUUGGAGCCGGAAAGAAGUCCAUUCGAAUGCUGGCAUCCUGAGGUGACUGAAUAAUUAUGGAAUUAUUCUGGAAUGAAAACGCAUUUCGGAAUUUCGGUUGACAUUUCAUGAAUUAGCCCAUAUUCCGUAGCUAUAUAUAUACAUAUUGGUAACAGUAUUGAGUACAUUUUCGACGUCGGUUCCCCAUUUCGUCGUCAGACUAGAGUAACUGUGCAGAAAACGAUUAAAAUUUCAAACGUGCUACUAAAGCAGUACUCAUUUGGUGCCUGCGUUCCAAUCUACAUAUAUACGUAGAGUGUUAUCGUCGACCCAGACAAGGGAGACUGGAAUGGCUAUUUCUGCCUUAUUAGGCGUCCUCAGACGUGGCACACCUGAGCUUGAUCUCGCAAACUGUUAGUUAGAAGUCGAAACCCUCUAACAACGAAGCUGCGUGCUCGUUGUCCUGUCGGUUUUGAUCGGAAUACACAAUUUUUGAGUUGGGCUUACCAAUAGUCUCCCUUGUCUUGGUCGGUAAUAACAUUCUGCCUUUAUCAUGCGCCGCUGUGCACCUGCUGAUUAGGCUCGAGGGAGAGCCCGUAAGGCAUAACGCAACGAUAUUAUGAUGCAAUUGAUUUAAGUCUUGCAAACUACAACCUAAGGUCUGGAAGACAAACAUUCCAUCAACAUACCAGGCUGUUUUGUAAGUUCAGAUCCCUUAGUGUUAUUCAUUGCCCGCGUUCGGCAGCUAGUAGCGACAGGAACAGGCGAAAUCCAACGUACACCUCCGGAAUUCAAGUCACAUUUAUACAUACACUUAAUGUUUUGAUUGGAUCUCUGAAAUGACAGCUUCCACUGGUGACAUGUUUUGCAUCCAGCAGCGGGUGAUGAUUUAUGACUUGACUGUCAUCGAAUCGUAUUGUUCCUUUGCAAUGACCGGAACAUGAACCCACCCAUAACCAGCCUGAAAGUCAUUCUUAAGUUGUUUAUAUGAACUCUAUUUGGAUAGACCUUUGACGUUUACUCUACGAAAUUCUCGAGCUAACAUAUUCCACCGCCUCAGCGAACGAAUUGCGUCGAAACUCGAUUUUAGCUAACAGACGGCGAGAAAGAAAUAGGUUUCUAAUCCUUCCUCAAAAAGAAUUGAAUUCAUUCGCGCAGUCGAAGCAGAUGUGAAAUUAUUUUCUACUUAACUUCUGUGUGUAAGGAGCUUGUAAGUGGAUGCCAUAAUUCCCUACGGAGAUCAGACCACUAUCAUGCGCUAUUCAAUGUCCCGCCGUUUCAGACAUUCGCCUAAGUAACACUUUCUCCUGGAACGUACCCCGGAGGAUUUCUUUCAGUUUUAUGAGUUCCAACUCUAGUCUAAAAGAUGGACAGAAUAUUCAAACUAUUCGAGGAUUGAAAGUCAGGCUAAAUGCGAAACGCAUGUCGGUGACACAAUAUGCUGCUACGAGCAUUACGUAUUUAAUUAACACGAAUGAUUCGAUUCUCAUGUUGUGAGGAGAAAUUGAGGUGGUAAUAAAAAUGUUUGGUCACUUGACCACCAGGGACUUUCGUUCUGUAGUCAAAUCUAAAAGCCAAAGGAAUUUGUCGGUUUCUCGGGUGUUGAUAAUAUUCCUGAAGAUAGAACUCCGAAGGAGAUCUGUUGGAACACUGGAUGCUGAGACAUCUUGCCUCAAAAAGCCCUGCUUAAACGUGGAUAACCAGCAGGUUUCAUCGAAAAGUACAGUAACACUUUACGGCCAAAAUCGACGGAGCAAUCAGUUCCGAAAAGACCUGUUGUAAUAUACUUACCAUUUAAGGGUGACAGCAUUUUAAUUACCAUUAAACGGCGAUUGAGAUGUGCCAUUUAAAGAACGUGCAAAGCAGCUGGACUCAUAUUCUGCAGCCCCACUAAGGGUAUCCCAGCUCCACGGGCGAAGGAUGCCUUGCCAUUGCACGCCACGUCAAAUUGUGUUUACGAAUUCACAUGUAUUUGUGGAUGCAAGUACAUUGGGUCAACGCAAGGGCAACUGACAGCCAGGUCAGUUGAGCACCUGCCUAAAUGGUUUCUAAAACAAGAGAAUAAGAUUUCACGGUCUUCUAUUACAGAACACCUCCUCGAUAGCGGUCAUUCUGCUGACCCCAAAACAUCUUUUCGAGUAUUAGACCAGGCGCGAAUAACUCGGAUACUGCGGUACUUGGAGGCUGCCUACAUGCGGCGGAAGAAACCCGACCUAUGCAAACAGUUAGAACACGUCGUCAACCUCAGCUUGCCCUGAUAAAGCUUGGUCCUUUGAUUUGCGCAACACCUCGGCGUGUAAACUUCUCCGUUUUCUUUCCUAAGUUACGUUUUCAUGUAAUCAUUUUAUUGAUCAUUCUGCAUGCGGUAUACGAUAAUGUUGGUGUUUUAUAUUGAUUUUCUCCGUGGAAUUUCAAAUGUCUGUAUGUUUCCCGUUCGUUAUCUCUGUCAUGCAACGACAGUCUGCAGCUGAUAGGCCGUCGCGAAAUUUGUUCGUUCCACUGUUGUCUAUGCUUGCUUAAAAUUCAUCCUCGGGAAAUCCUGCUUCAAACUUAAAGAUCAUUAGCAGUCAAAAGGGCACGGAAUUGGAACUGGUGUCCGACCUUUCACGGCUAUCUUCCCCACAUGAGGGAAUUCGAUAAGGCUGAAAUAUAAUCACCCCCGUCCUUCCCGCCCCUGAAAUCCUUACUUCCAUGGUUGUUUAUUACACUCGUUGGUUAAUUGACCUCGCAGAUGACGCUGUCGACGGCAUCUCUACAAUAUUAAUUUCAUUGAAUUUUAGUAGCUCAUGCAAAGUUUUGCUAUCUACCUGAAACAAGUGCCUUUGGAAGUACGCCCAAGCCAGUCAUUUGCUUAAUGCAGAAAAAGAAACUGCGGUAACUUGAGAUGCCAACAUAAUGGGGCUUCAGUUCUCUUGCGAUGGUAGAAAAUUUAACACCAAUGAUGAGCAAGAGUCAGCCAUUUAACCAUUCAGGGUUUAAUUUGAAUUGAAGAGUCCAUAAAAAGACACGCUGAUAUGGGAGUGGCAUUACUGGCGGUUAAUGUUGCUGGUACCUUUCUCGGCAGUUAAUGAAUAUCACGCUGUUACCCGCUAUGGCUGAUGGACUUCGGCCCAAAUAUUCGUGCAUAAAUAUUUCGGUCUGUGCCUAUAGACAGAAUAUACUGAUCUACUCCACGUUCGCAGCUUAUUUCUGAGGAAAUUAAAGAGCUCCAAUUAUAAACAACACUCAAAAAUGACCUUAGCAUGAUGGUGGGGUUGCCGCGUUCACGGAAUACAGUGUGGUUUGGGGGUUGAUUUCAGAGGAAGGUGGCUAUAUUUCAGCCUAACCAUCGGUCCACUAGAGAAAGGUCUAAAUUAAAAGUGUUUUCAUCGCACUGAAAAGCAAUUUUGCGUGUCCCGGACAAAAUUUGAAUGUAAUACAUGUCUUCGUACUGCAGCAUCUGUGUCGUUUGGUAGUAUGGACCACUGGUCGCUCCUGUGAGUACGUAGAGCGUUCAUCUCUAGAUACACUGCAGCCUUGGAAGUUCUUAUAUUUUCUAUGGAGAAGACACAUCUAAAAGACUCUUAACUUGUUUCCAAUCAUCCAAACUCACCGGCAAACGUUACCUGAUGACGCAUGAGGUUCUUUGAGUAAUGUAGCCAAGAGCAGAAAAUAUACAUACUACGGGCAAUGCCGAUCAUCCGAACAUCUCUAAAUACCUGAGCAAAAAUAACAGCCCUCUGUUUACUCAAUAGUUGCGCUCAACGCAUUCGUCCGCGCGAAUGGAGAUGUUCGUUAGUCCUGACGUUGAGCACUAGUGAGGGAUCUUACAGGUCAUGUUGCCUCAGGGAGUAAGGGCGCUGCACAAACAGAAUACACUUUUCAUAAACUUUCCUCAAGGGUAAUUAGUCGUAACAGAAGCAGAUAGAGGAGAGUGCAUGUUGUCCAUAAAAAAACAUAAUGGCGGGGAAAAUCAAUGGCAGAAAUUCCUCUCAGGCAUACAAUCGUUUUUUAUCGAUGCCGGUUCUCACAGACGGCUAAGAAGGAAGUGCAUUCAAAACCGACAUGCUGUAGUGACUGACAUAUCCUUGGACUAGGUUGCGCUUUAUAACGACACCUAAGUAAUCCCUCCUAAUAGCAAAGGGUUUAGAAGAAGGAGAUGCAAUCACUGGAACAAGAAAUUUAUUGGCCUGACGUUUCGGAUACUCACUCGAAUACAUCAUCAGAUACAUUCGCAGAUAAAGGUUAUGGUGGCAAAAGAAGUGCAGUAUUUAUAGCACGUGGCUGCCGUGGGACCAUAUGCGACACUGUAAUUAACAGCUCUCGCAAUCAACGCUGGGGUCGUAAUUGAUGCGGUGGUGGCUUGUUAGUCCGAGUCCGAGUCGUUAAUGUCUGUGAUUUCGUCAUCCGUGCUGGAUGCUGUUGUGACGAUUGAUCGGCAAAUUGGCUCACUGUCCCUGGGAUAAUUGCUCGUCCCCGCCCUCUCUACGCGACUGAUUCCCCCCUACUUAGGGAAUGUCUCAGCAGUGAAUAUGGUACCGGGAGGUCAUUGUGCUUGUUGCUGGAUUGCGGGCCUGAGCACUAUGACUCGAGCAGCUCGCGACUCACGCGGUUGGCACCUUUUGCGAAGAGUUCAGCUUCUUGAAAUUUAAAAACAUGGCCGGGUCCCGUCGUGUGCCGCCAUCUGAGAGCUAGCGUCUCCCCGCCUCACUGCUGAUGCGUGCUUGGCAAUUCGCGUACGUAGUAAUCUCCCAGUUUUUCCGACGUAGUUGCUUUAUCCGCAACUACACCAGAUCCGGUAAACGACUCCAGACGUCACCUGUCGUGACAGCGGGUCGUUUGGCCUCAUGACUUGGCGCCUAAUUGUUGUUCUCGGCCUGUGUGCAACUCCAACUCCAAGUGGAGUGAGAAGACGACUGACGGGUUCCGAGACGUUCUUCACGUACAGAAGAGCCCGCCAACAUUUGGGGCCGUUUGGAUUUGGUCUCAGGUGUCGUUUUCGUAUGCACUGGUUGAAAAAGUUGCGCGGGUAACCAUUGGCUCUCAUUACCCGUCGAAGAUAUUUUAGUUCAGCAACCUUGUCUUCCAUUUCACUGCAGUGCGCCUCAACGCGCCGGUAUAGCGCCCUUACGCAACUGACUUUGUGAUUGAUCGGGUGGUUGCUAUUGAAGUUCAGUAUUUGCUUAGUGUUUGUCGCUUUCCCGAACACUUUGGUUUUUAGGCCACCACAAUAUUUGAGGCAGAGGAGGACAUCCAGGAAGGCCAGCUGAUUGUUUUUCUCCGCCUCCAUCGUGAAUUGAAUGCCCGGUAAGACGGCGUUGAGAUGUUCUUUGAAUGUCUCCAAUUCCAAAAAAUUACUAAAUUAGGGUUAUCAUGUUAAUUAUCGUGUUGCAUAAUGCCAAAAUAUUUCGAUUACGUCUGGAUGUCAGCCUUCGAGGGAGCCUAUUAUUGGCCGCUUGCGUAAAUUUCGUUCUAUAAAAAUGACUACCUACCUAUUGUGAAUUGUUCCUACCUAUUUUCGAUUAUUUCACAAGUUCAUAUGUAUUUUACAUAUAAUAUGCGCAAAAGCAUUCUUUCUUUUGCUCACUUAAUAGAAAAUUACGUCUUCUUAAAGUGUUUUUACAUGCAGAAAGGACAUAAUCUGCUUUUAAAGAAGUUUCUUCUCAUGAGACUUUUUGAAACUCUGGAAUGUCCGAUCAUAUAGCACCACAUCAGCACAUAUAUAAGUCCUGCUUAUAAAAUGGACAGCUUCGUUCACAUUCAUUGCAAAAUUGUAUAAGUCCCAUAUACCCUUUUCUAAUGGUGUAUAAAAAAUUGGACUUUCCUCACACGGAACGGAUACGCCUGGUAGUUUGGAAACCGCGAAAGUAAGUGUAACGACAGGCCAAGUUCAAAAUUAUUCGGCAAUGGGGAAAGAUUUUAAAACCGAAUAGUGAACUUUCUCCAAGUACAAAAUUAGAAGAAGAACUAAUUGGCCACCAAAUAAGCAAAAGAAAGAAUAUUUUUUCAUGUGCCUUUCAUGAAGUAACUUUGAAUUUAAAAGGGGCUCAAAAACCAAUGGGAAACAUUCACAUUAAUUAAGCAGUCAUUUUUUAUGCACUGUAGCUUACUCAGGCAGCCGAUAAGAAGCCCUUUCAAAAGUCGACAUCCUGACGUAAUUGGAAUAUCUUGGCAUUGUGCGACAUGGUAGUUAACAUGACUACCCUACUUAGGAAACUGUUUCGAAUGGAAAAUGAAUUUCAGAAUUUCGGUUAACAUCUAGUGAGAUAGCGCAUCCACUGCAUCCCCCACGGAAGUGCAACAAAUAAAUAAGCAUAUCGUGCCCACGUUCCAAAGCGUCUCUAUCAGGAAGGUUCACUAGAAGCACCUUCAUAGGCUUCUUAAACAGCAACAAAUUAGCACAAACAGUAAGCGCGUUUAAUGAGAUGCCUUCGUUUUAUAAACCAUUUCGAUGAAACACCAUCAUUGAUAAUGUACCGGCAGGCAAAGGAAUGCCAUUACAUUUAAGAAGCAAAAUUUUGAUUGUGAACGCAUUAAGACGCAUGACAGAACAUAGCGCUAUGUUUACGUUUAGUAAGUUUCCCUUACCGGAAUCACCUUGAACGAUUGAACAGACUUAGUUGCCGAUAGGAAUGUAAUUAACCUGUUUUCGGUAUUAAAACAGCGAGUUUCUGUAGGAAUCUCGGACUAAAAACCCGUGGAAAUUUGCAUAACCUGUUAAAUGUCAAAUGUACUUACUGGGAAUAAUGAUCUGCUGUUGCGAACCUUUAAUCACUAUCAGCAACUCAUAAGUUAAAACUCGAAGAGCCUAUCUUUAUCAUAACAAUUUAGAAUAUCUAUUUUUCAUUUGACUUACAUCUGAAAAACGCAGCGGGCUUGGUGGGAUUCGAAUCCACGAUACCAAUGGCAAGGCUUAGGUUCAACCAACGCUCCAACUACCUGAGAUAUGAGGUCCUGGCAAGAACCGUAAAUCUAAUCGCAUUUAGAUCUACUGAUUAGAUCGUCGGCUAUACUCAAGCCUUGCCCUUGCUGACACGGGUUCGAAUCCCAUCGAGGACGUCGAGAUUAUCAAAAAUGGGUCAAAUGAAUUAUUUACAUCUGCCAAGAAUACCUAUUAAUAUUUAUUGUUCCAAUUUAAAAGCCUGUUUCCAUCCUGAGCGAAACAAACUUCAGACUAAACAUCCAAGACAGGGUACAUACCCCACAUACCACCUCGGACUUACUUCAGCGACUUACUGAUGCAUGCAUUUGUCCUCUGGUCCCUAAUUAAUUUCAUUGCGUCUGCUCGUUUAGUAGCAGAAUGCACUUCUGUAAUCGACGUCAUCAUCGAAAAUCGGGUUUCUUACAUUUUCUUCGUAGCUCCAGUAAAAUGCUGCAUUUGUUUAUCCGUGUCGUCUCCCUUUAUUUUUUAAGCGCCCUGUCAUUCACGCGUUGCUUGUUUUGUCAACGACUGGUGUGCUGCUCUAAAGAAACUGUUACUGAAAUGAAAUACAUUUUCUUCAGUCAUUUGUGGCGACUCGGACAGGUUUUCCAGGCGCCAGAGGCCCAGGUGACAGACAGGUCACGUAACAACCAGAACCAUAAAUCAGUCGCAAGAAGGCUACCUGUUUAGCCGACAGAUUCACCCGACAGAUCCGGAGUAAUCUCAGAGACAGGCAAGAAUUCGUUCCGAUUGACUGUGUCUGGUAACGAGAUCUACGUAGGAGAGUCAGAGAGGGGAAUCCGCUUUAUUGUGAAAUCAUAAAUUCAAAAUUCUUAGUAAAAGACGGUGGAUUCUCUCUCUCUCUCUCUCUGUAGAAGCAGCAUGUUUGCUCCCAACAGCAUCCGACGAUACGGAAUUUAAACAGGUACUUGAUACGGAGAGAGUCCUUUAGGUGAGCAAAUGACCUUUUUAAAUCUUAGGUUUAAAGCCAGGAAAAGUAUUCAGACGCGCGAUUAAGGCAAUCGGGAAUGACAACCCUUCCAGCAGGCCGGCGGGACAGAGAAGGCGAUGAGCAUGGGACCUCUUCAGAAGGCAGAAAAGAUGGCGCAUUUAGGCCACGCCAUACGGUAAAUAGUUUUGCCAUUCUAAAAUGUCGUCCAACACCGGCAACAAAUAUCUUCAAUUUAAAUUGACAGGGAAUAUGGGUUGAUGAGGAAUUGUUGAGGUAUGCUGAAUGUCCAUUUUGGUAACAAACAGAACUGUCAUCACGGAAGCAAUCAUAGACGAGAGGAGGAACGGAUGGCAGAGGGGGACACUCACCAAUCGUUUCUACGGGACGCAUUCGUUCCAUUAUGUCUUAGGACUCUCUCUUAAGUCCAAAUAGCAGCUGCACGGUGGAGCAUGAUAUAGACAAAAUGGCAUUACUGGCAAAGACAAGGGAGACUGGAAUGGCUAUUUCUGGCUUAUUAGCCGUCGUCAGCCAGUCAUACUCAACUCCGAAGUGCGGAACAUCUGGGGCUCUAUCCUGCGACCUGUUGGUUAAACGUUCAACGCCUCAAACCACCGAGCCACGAGCUCGUUUUCUUGUCGGUUGCGAUCGAGAAUAUAUAAUGUUAGAGGGGUACUCACUGAUCGUUUAUUUUUACGGGGGAACAGAUGCAUCAAUGAGUCGCCGAAGCUAAUGCCAUGUUAGUUGAGAUCGUUAAAGAGAGAGAGAAACGAAACCUUGAGAAAGGAGUACACUUUAUUUUGUAGGUAUCAUCUAUAAUUCUCAACAAAAAGGGCUCCAUCCACUGUGGACAGAUGAUAAAUUAACAAAUUACGCAAGAGCCAGAAUGUUUGCAUAAAAUGAGCAUCUACUACAAGGACAGUUCAAGUCUCCGUUUCUACACCUCUGACUCUUUGAACGCAAGAUUGGCUGCCAGAGAUGGCAAUACAGAACGCUGAUAUGCCGAUGCACGACAAGAAAUAAUUCGAAAGCCAUGGCGCAUGGGCCGGGAAGGCUUCGUGGUGCAGGGAAUGAGCAACGUCAUCCAGAAUUUGACCAACAAAUUGUUUGACCGUUUUGAAAUGUCGCUGUAUGAUAAUAUCGACUAAAGGCGCAAGAAACACUAGCAGCAGAAGAGAGCAUUGAUGGGGGGGGGUUGGUUUUAAAAUAACAUAUAUUUUUUAAAACGGGGAAAAUGACGAGAGGACAAUAAAGAGUGCGAGGCAGGCUGUCUCCUGCCGUUUCUUCGCAUGUAAACUCUAUGGCUGAGAAGACGGUAUUUAGUUUUUGAUGCAGCCGUUUGACUUUGCAGUCCUUUAUGGCGAAAAAGGCUCGCCUACGUAACAAAGACACACUCUAAGAUUGAGGGCUUGAAUAGCCUCUUCUUCUAAUCGUCGUAAGACUUGAUCAGCAAGUAGUUUUAAAACUGGUGGGCCCAUUUCGGUUUCCUUAAUCUGUUCGUAGCGCUCGUUGUCGGAUUGGCAGCUGGUUAUUGAGACAAAGCUUGGGAAAUCCAAAAACGUACUGCCUUAGGAUUUCAAUAUGGUUGUCUUGUAAGCUCUCGGCCUACGCUCACAAUUGUCAAGUCGUGUGGUAUAAGGGCGAAAAGGACAAUGACGUCAAAAGGCAAGAUGCAUUCAUCAGGACUUACCUUCAGGUCUUGGACCAUGUGAAGGAAUGCAUGGGGGAGGUUAGUGCUGGAUUUCGAUUCCCGAGUUAGGUGCUUCCAAGGCCUGUACAUACGUCUCUGCCACUGUCUCUGAUAAUAAUAAUAAUAAUAAUAAUAAUAAUAAUAAUAAUAAUAAUAAUAAUGAGGAGGAGGAGGAUGAGAAUGAGGAUGCUGAUGAUGAUGAUGAUGACGACGAUGAUGAUGAUGAUGAUGAUGAUGAUGAUGAUGAUGAUGAUGAUGAUGAUGAUGAUGAUGAUGAUGAUGAUGAUGAUGAUGAUGAUGAUGAUGAUGAUGAUGAUGAUGAUGAUGAUGAUGAUGAUGAUGAUGAUGAUGAUGGGUUCAAGUGA
Molecule: messenger RNA, 10047 nt
Organism: Spirometra erinaceieuropaei
Lineage: Eukaryota; Metazoa; Platyhelminthes; Cestoda; Diphyllobothriidea; Diphyllobothriidae
Source: the annotation of a GenBank genome assembly